Fomitiporia mediterranea MF3/22 is the source of this 291-nucleotide messenger RNA. RefSeq lists its product as uncharacterized. The record is from RefSeq and is a predicted model, not a curated record. NCBI's taxonomy places the organism in Eukaryota, Fungi, Basidiomycota, Agaricomycetes, Hymenochaetales, Hymenochaetaceae. Bases 1 to 291 code for a protein of 96 amino acids. The transcript is spliced from 5 exons.
AUGUUCGACUACGGAUAUACCGUCACCUUCCACGUUCGGUCCAAUCCUGAAUACGUCGAUCCAAGUCUGGUGCCGUUAUUUGUCUCAGAAGUUGUCAACCAAAAUUAUUCCUACUUGGCAAUGUUGACCGUCUUAGUCUAUCAUGCUCUCACAAAUAUGGAUAAGGAGGUUCGAUACUUCUGGAAUCGCUACAUUGGACUCCUUGGACAGAUUUGCAACAUAAUUGUCGAAAGCUUCAACGAGAGCCUUUUGACGUCGGUACAAACUUUCAUCAUCAAUAGUCAGUACUGA